UGAAAUUUGAAAAAGAGAACAUACAUUCUCCGCACCCCUAUCUAUGUACUUUCCUUUUCACCCUACUCUCUAUCCCUAAUCUUACCUCUUUGUUCCUCUGUCUCCUACUCUGUUACUUCGUUUUCUUCUUUCAUCUCUUUUUACUAUUUACACCUUAUUUCCCUUUUCAUCCUCUCCAUACCGUUUCAUUUUCAACCCUUUACACCCUCUCUCAUCCUUUUCUUUCCACCUCACACGCUUACAUUCUUUCUCUCCUCUAUAAUAUUGCUCCCAACCACCUCAAACACACAGAAACAAACCCUCUCCUACAUUCUUUCACUCAACAUCUUGUUUCAUUUUCAACCACACAAAUGGAUCAAGAAUAUCACUUUAAGAGGAACCAUGUGCCAGCAUUUGGAAGCUGGGAUUGGAAUGAUAAUCUUCCAUUCACACAGUGCUUUGAAACAGCAAGACAAGGUGGUUUUCUUCACUAUAGUUACAACUCUGAAACUGAAGAUCAAGAUCUCUAUGUUGCUGGUGAUUUGUAUGAUAAUCAUGUUGUUACUCCUGCUAUGAUUGUUGUUCCUCGUAGAAGGGAAAAGCUACGUUCCCAAAAUGAAAAAGAUGCAAAAAAGCAAAAUUGGGUGAACAAUGUCAUGAAUGAGCCACCAAUGUCAAGAGCAACACCAAAACCAGUUGAUGAAGAUUUGUACAAAAUUUCACCAGAUCUUCUUUAUGUCAAAACUACCAAGAAAAGAGGGUUGUGUUUCUUUCCGAGUUGCUUGUUUCCAACUUGCAUUGCAUGAGACAAGAAAAUUUUGAGAGUUAAUGUAUAUACAAGUGAUUAAAUGGAGACAUUGUUGGGUAUUGAUUAGUAGAUAGAUAUUCUCUUGGAUGAUAUUUAUUUGAAAUUAUAAUAUUUAAGGACCAAGAAGAUUAUCAUAUUAUAGUUUAUUUUUUCAACCUAAAGGGUUUGUUUUUUUAUUUUAUUUUAAUAUUUAGUGUUUGAUGUGUUUUGGGGUAUCAUUGCUUCGACUUUGAACUUUGUUUUUAAAAGCUCUGUUACCAGAAAUUAAAGAGAGAGAAAAAAGUCAAAAGUAAAUCUAUAACAAUUUAUUAUUAUUAUUAUUAUUAUUUAUGCA
Molecule: messenger RNA, 1121 nt
Organism: Lathyrus oleraceus (garden pea)
Lineage: Eukaryota; Viridiplantae; Streptophyta; Magnoliopsida; Fabales; Fabaceae
Exons: 4
Coding region: 351-785 (144 amino acids)
Source: RefSeq, a predicted model, not a curated record